GGGCGUCUGAGAUAAGCCAGGAGGGAAAGCUGGAGUAUAAAAAGGGCUCGGAGCUCAAAGCUCCUCAUCAGCUCUCCUGCCUCUUCCUCCCGGUGAACUCGGUUUUACCUCCAUCUCCUAAAGAUGACUUUCCUCCAAGGCCAGUGUGAGGAUGACUGCUACUCCUCCUGCAACUACGGGAGCCUCUAUGGCUACCGGGGCUACGACUGCGGGAGCCCCUGCAGCUACCGGGGCUACGGGGGCCUCUACAGCUCCCGUGGCCUCUACGGCUUUGGGGACCGCUAUGGCUACGGCGGCUUGUAUGGCUACCGCAGCCUCUACGGGUCCGGGGACUGCUACGGCUCUGGCGGGCUCUACGGCGGCUAUAGGGGCUUCUACGGCUCUGGGGACUGCUACGGAUACCCCGGGUUUUACUCCAGCCGCUACGGGUACCCCUUUGGCUCCCGCUACGGCCAAAGGUUUGGCUACGGGGGGUGCUACACCUGCUAAAGCCGGGGGGAGCGACCCCAAAACGCAGACGGGGUUUGGCAGGCGUGGAUUGCUGGAGAGUCUGGCAGCAGAGCCCCUUGGUGUGCAGAGCCCACUUGGGGACAAGAGCCACCCCCGGGGUGCUCCAAGUGCUCUGCGCUGCUGCUGAAGGGCUGGCGAUGAUUUGUCUUCAUGCCACUCAUGCUGCCUCAGCCCCAACUCUCCUCUUGACCCAGAUCUUCUCAGUUCUCCAAGCAAACCAAUCUCCAUGGUUUCAGCAAUGCUGUACAAAACGUUCCCUCUGACUGGAUGGUGUGGGCAGGGUGUCGUGUGACUUUGGGAAUGUGGUCUUUCCAUUCUGUAUCCCUUUCGAAUUAUAUCUGCCUUGCACUCCUAUUAAAGACUUUUUCUGCAUCAA
Corvus hawaiiensis (hawaiian crow) is the source of this 886-nucleotide messenger RNA. RefSeq names its product keratin-associated protein 6-1-like. Bases 124 to 489 code for a protein of 121 amino acids. The record is from RefSeq and is a predicted model, not a curated record. Lineage: Eukaryota; Metazoa; Chordata; Aves; Passeriformes; Corvidae. The transcript is spliced from 2 exons.